Molecule: messenger RNA, 2832 nt
Organism: Fusarium coffeatum
Lineage: Eukaryota; Fungi; Ascomycota; Sordariomycetes; Hypocreales; Nectriaceae
Exons: 1
Coding region: 1-2832 (943 amino acids)
Source: RefSeq, a predicted model, not a curated record
AUGCUCCGGCGCAAUAGCUCUCGAAAAACGAACCGUCGCCCAUUGAGCCGAAGCAAAUCUACCAACUCCGUUGUUCGCCGACCCAUCCAUGCGUUUGAGUCUAUGGACCCCGCCAAAGCUGCAAGGGAUGCAAACAUAGCUGCAGUAUUGUCAUAUCAACGAGCCCAAGACCGGCCGAGAAGUGAGGGGAUGAGUUUACCGCACGAUCCAGCAAGUUUCUAUCACGACAGGAGUGAUGGCACCAGCAGUGUCAUAAGACACAGUUUUCAGCGGACUGACAGUGCCAUGAGCCGAAAUGGCACUUCAGACAUUUCUCGAAGACGAAGUGUCCGGUUCACUGCUCCUUCAGCUGCACCUCGCCGAAAUAUAGCGUCAAGAGCCAAUGGGGGUCGAGACUCACCCACAAAAGCAACUUCAAAAUUCUCCCUUACAGAACGGUACCUGGAAACGCUGCAGCCACCCGACGCGUGCUACAACCCUCAAGACGAUGUUGACUCAAUUUCUUCCCUAUACAAAAAAGUUAGAAAGUCUCGCUCCAUGAUGACUUCUUCAAACCUCGCUACUGGAGGCGUUUCUACAAGAGAUUGGUCCGCCAGCAAUGAUAUGCGUCCACGUUCUUCACCAUUACCGCCCAAGAACAAUGAGAACGACCCGCCGAAAAAUGUGAGGCCGCAAACGUCUGCACUCAGAGCCGUCGCAUCAAUGAGUUUUCUCAAAAGUCGUCGAAAAAUGGCCGCUUCUCAAGCCAGCGACCGUGUCGAAGACAAUGAUGCCGCACUUCGACUUGCCAGAGAGAGGUUUCGCCAGAUACAAGAGGAAGAAGAAAGGAAAAAACAACACUCUGCUUUACUGAGACCCAAGACAAGGGAGAGUGAAACUUCCACAGUCAUGCGCAAAUCUCUCCGAAACAGCAGCAACAAUUCCACCGCAGUCGCUUCAACGUUUUCUACCAACAGCGCCUCUGUCCCAAAACAACAUGGGAUCCGAAAUACGGCGCGCAAAGUUUCGCAUGGCUUGAGAUCAAAGCUACGAGGCCUUUUUGGCAAAGGAAAGAGCGAGGAUUCUGAACAAGAGCGGUAUGAACAAUGUGUGGUAGACAAGGACUCUGAUGGCGAGAGCUGUCUGCAUGCUGGGGAUACUGAUGCCGACGAGGAGGCCUCUAUGUUUCGGGUUACCUCGCAUAUUCCCUCAUUGCAUGAUGUACCUUCGAACCAACAACUCAGGUCUCGUAAAGGUAGCGUGGAGAGCUUCGCGGACGUUGAUCACUGUGUCUCUGACGACAGGUCUCGUGUCACCAGUUGGACAAACUCGAUGACAAACACAGUAACGAGUGAAGGAACCCUUGGAGACAGGGAAAGACAGCGUCUUUCUGUGAUCAGAGAGAAUGGCACGCACGUCGCUUCACCCCUUCAUUCGACGGAGCCUCUGCAGCAACAGACGCGGGACAUGAUAGCAGAAAUGUCGAUUGACAGUGAGCGCGUUUACUCUGCUCUGAUCGAACGACUCGGACAAAACGAGACAUCGGAGCGAAUUGAAACUGGGUCUAUCGCGACCACGGAAAACGACUUUGAGAAGAAUAGAGAACUUUGCGAGUCUAUGAACAAGCAAUGGCCUCAUUCCACCAUUCGGUGCGUUCGACCCGACGACGACAUCGCUAGUAGCCAUGGACGUCAGUCCUCGACGUCGAGCUCGGUCACAGAAGUCCCGGACAAAGACAUAGACCACGCAGCCGAGACCGUCGCUGCACCUACACCCAGGCACAAAAUUCCCUGGGAUUGGAGCGACGAUAAUGCUGAAACCGAGCAUACCAGUGUGCUACUCAAUGGACUUGAAUCACACAAGACGAUCAGUCAAAGAAGUUCUGCAUUUUUUGCCAGCCCUGAGUGUCACUCAUUUCGAGAGCCCAGCCCCUACCGCCGUGCGUUACGGGAGAUGAACUCUUCUGAUGAGAUGGAUGGAGGUCUGCCGGGAUCUCAGUACCUUCACUCCUUGUCGACUCUGAACCUGCCGACCCGUCAAGACAGAAACCAGAGUUCGGAGAAAGACUACCACGCGGCAGACGUCGAGAGCGUUUAUUCCCUUUCAGCUGAUGAUGCCACCCCAUUGCCUACACCUCGCGAGGCUAACCUCUUGGAACCAUCUCCGGGUCGCAGGUACACCCGCAAUCAGUCCCCCGACAUUCCAAUCUAUGUGUCAGCUCACGAACACCAACGCGACACGUCGACAGCCAGCUCGGUGGAAUGGAAGACCUGGCUGAGCUCCAAAGUGUCCAAGCUCGAAGGGCCCUCGACUCCUAGACGCCAGCAAGACAACGGUGUCCUGCCACUACUCGGUCAUGUCAGAGAAGGGGCUUCGAUGGGGUCUACUCCUGAACUGCGUACAUCGACAAAUAAGCGUCCGUUGAGCCGUACGCCUCUGGGCAGUGUCAAGGGAAACACUCAAGCCUUCCCCGACAGUCCAACAAGAUCGUCACGUCAGAUCAUCAGUGGGUAUGACGAAAACUCGGCACCAAAUCAUAACGGGAACACGAGCGACAAAGAAACAACCCCCUCCAUACCACGCCGAAGCACCUUGAGAACAGUGCCUUCAAUGCCAAGUGUCGCCCCACAAGGAAAUUUGAUUGAGACUGGUCCCGGAAAGGAAAUGCAACGAAUGAAGUCUUUGAACGCGAUAGGCUAUCUGAAUUCAACGCCGGAGGGCCUGUUCACGAAGCGACGGUCUCAGCCUCGUGUUGCUGGGUGGCAAGCGUCUCCAACUAGGUCGAGUCCUGGUGUUGGCGCCCGAGCGAAUGCCAUAACAACGGGCUCACCCGGUCCGGGACGACUUAGAUAG